Molecule: messenger RNA, 597 nt
Organism: Parasteatoda tepidariorum (common house spider)
Lineage: Eukaryota; Metazoa; Arthropoda; Arachnida; Araneae; Theridiidae
Source: RefSeq, a predicted model, not a curated record
UAUAUGGAUGAGAACGUUAAACUCACCCAAAGUACCACAAUUUUGAGAUAUCUCGCCGAGAAGUAUGAUUUGGCGGGUAAAACUGAAGAUGAAAAACUACGUGUUUCUUUAUCUGAACAACAGAUUAUAGACUUUCGCCAAAAGUUUUUCAAUUUUGUGAUUGACCCAAAUUAUGAGAAUAUAAAAGAGCAGCAUUUGAGGAAGACUAAGGAGGACUUGAAUAUGAUAGAGGAUUUUCUUGGGAACCGCAAAUACCUGGCUGGAGAUGAAUUAACUUAUGUUGACUUUAUUGCUUUUGAUACAUUUGAUUCUCUUAUUUUGUUUCAAAAGACAAUUCUUGAUAGAAUAUCAGCCCUUAAAGUGUAUCAGGAAAGAACUGAGAAUCUUUCUGAAAUCAAAAAGUACCGAAAUUCAUCAGUUUUCUACAAAUGGCCAAUAGUUGGGCCUUAUAAUGCGUGGGGAAGAACAGGAGUAAUGCCUCAGUAGAUGAAAUCCAUGCUUAUUAUGAUUCAUUUUUAUAUAAUAUAUUAACUUCUAUUUCGCUUACGUAAAUCUUAAUUCUGUUUUGUUCUAAAGUAAACGUAUUUGCUGUCGUUA